Vigna radiata var. radiata (mung bean) is the source of this 1257-nucleotide messenger RNA. Its product is annotated as ras-related protein RABA3. NCBI's taxonomy places the organism in Eukaryota, Viridiplantae, Streptophyta, Magnoliopsida, Fabales, Fabaceae. The record is from RefSeq and is a predicted model, not a curated record. The coding region runs from base 195 to 929 and encodes 244 amino acids. Gene Ontology annotation, cellular component: endosome. The transcript has 2 exons. Gene Ontology annotation, molecular function: GTPase activity; GTP binding.
AUACUUUCCUGCCACUGCUGAUUCUACAUUGGUUUCCUGUUCUUUUUCUUGCUUCAACUCACCCCAUAGACCAAUAGUUUAUACUGGGUUGAUUCGUUUUGCUGGGGAAGCAUAAAGCUAAGAUUUUUGGCAAGGAAGAAACAGGAUCACAUUGACCUUUCUUUUUCUCAGGGUCUUCCUUCUAUUGAGAGAAAAUGAACCAAGAAAUGAAUGGGGUUGAGGCUGAGAAGCAGCAAGAGAAUGGAAAUGGGAAAAUGGGUUAUGAUGUGCUGGAGAAAAUAGACUAUGUGUUUAAGGUGGUGGUGAUAGGGGAUUCAGCAGUUGGCAAGACUCAAAUACUGUCAAGGUUUGCAAAGAAUGAGUUUUGCCUUGACUCAAAGUCCACCAUUGGUGUUGAAUUCCAGACCAAGACUGUCACUAUUAAUGCCAAACUCAUCAAAGCUCAGAUCUGGGAUACUGCUGGCCAAGAAAGGUACAGGGCUGUAACAAGUGCCUACUACAGAGGUGCAUUAGGGGCAAUGCUGGUGUACGACAUGACAAAGAGGACAUCAUUUGACCAUGUUGCGAGGUGGCUGGAGGAGCUGCGUGCACACGCAGAUAGCUCCAUUGUGAUCAUGUUGGUUGGUAACAAAGCUGACCUUGUGGAGCAGAGAAUGGUGGCAACUGAAGAUGCAGUGGAGUUUGCUGAGGACCAGGGUCUCUUCUUCUCUGAGACUUCAGCUCUCAGUGGUGACAAUGUGGAGAGUGCAUUCCUCAAGCUGCUAGAGGAGAUCAACAGUGUAGUGUCUAAAAAGGCAUUGGAAUGUGGUUGUGGAAAGGUCAAUGGUGACAGCAAUUUUGCCUCAUUCAAAGGAACUAAGGUUGAUAUACUCUCAGUUCCUGAAUUGGAAAUCAGUGAGAUCAAGAAAUUGUCUUCUUGCUCUUGUUAAUAUUGCUACUGAGAUUUUAGACAGUGUAUUUGAUUUUAAGUUUGGAAAAAAGAACACAGUCAUAUAUAUAUAUAUAUAUAUGCUUAGUGGUGGUGAGUGAUGAAGGAUAAAUAGAUUCAGUAGCUAUUGCUUUCCAUGGUAAUUGUUGAAGAGUAAUAGUUGUUCAGCUGGAUCAAGAUUAUGAAUCAUUACAGUUAUGGAACAUUUACUAAAAAAAUGUACUGAUAGACAUUUGGAAUGUUGUCUCAAAUAUAAACAGAUAUAUGGUAUUUAUUUGGAACAUUCACCUAAGAUGUAACUUCUGUAAUGGAAAUUUGUUUUAUGUUCU